UUGUUUUUCUUUUGUCGGGAAAGAUGAGUCGACCCACUUUUGAUACCAAUGCUGCGGAGAUAUACAGGACUUCAGUAGAGCUAGAAGCAAUAGAUAGGAGGUCGGCAGAUAUAGUUGCCUGUAAGGAGCAAGGUGACGGAAGAGAUAGCAGAGAUGAAGAACAGCUGAAGGAGUCUGUAGAGAAGGCUCGAAAGAAGGAAAUAGCGAGCUACAUCAAGUACAAUGCUUUUGGAACCGCUAUGGGUUUCUUUGUGAACGGAUAUAUGUAUGACAUUUCGUCCUACAUUGUUGCAGUUUACACAGAUGUUUUUCCAUCCUUCAGGUCAAAUACAUUUCUUCAAACUGCUAUUGGUGUUUCUAUGCUUUAUGGCGUCAUGUUUGGCCUGUUAAUGUUUGGCUUUAUUGCUGACUAUUUCGGAAGAAAGAAGGGUCUUAUCAUGUGUUCUUGUUUGGUUCUUCUUGGAAAUAUUAUUGGAGUUGCAUCCCAUGGCACUACGGUGAACGGUGGUAUCUGGAUGAUGAAUAUUGGUCUUGGUGUUGCCGGCCUCGGAAUGGGCGGUGAAUAUACUUGCAAUGUUCCCAACGUUAUGGAAGAUAGCGAAGGUGUUGAUGUGAAAACCAGGGGAAGGCGAACUUCUAUGCUAGUUAUGUGUAUGGAAGUCAUGGGCAACUACAUGCCAUUUGUGGUUCAAAUUAUUAUUGUGGCUGCAGCUUGUAGAAACGCUCAUUUAGGUGCAGCCUCAGGUUGUCAUUAUAAUAUUCUCAAACGAGUGUCGUUUGCAGUAGCCACCAUUCCUGUCAUUGCCGUACUUAUUUAUCGUACAAGAAUGCGAGACUCUGCAAUGUUCGCUGCCGAUAAAGCAAAGGGUAAAUCUCGUUAUGACGCCAUUGACUUUUAUGUAGUCAUUCGCCAUUUUGCAUUCCGUUCAGUAGGAGCAGUGAUGAACUGGUUCCUUGUAGACUAUAUCAAUUACAGUCAAGGAACUUUUGGAGUUAUUAUUCUUCAGUCUGUAAUUGGAGUAUCGCUAUUGAAAUCUCUUUGGAUAACUCUUGCAGAAGGAGGAGCGUAUUUAAUAUGGUUACCGUUUUUAGCAGCACUAGUAGUCGAUAAAUUAGGAAGAAGAAAGACUGAGGUCUUUGGUUGGAUGUUCCUUGCGUCGACACAGCUUAUCAAUUCCGGUUUCUUUUGGCAGUUGAAGGCGAAACCUGUAGCUUGGAUCAUCUGGGGCACAUUCGUUGGUGGCUUUCAAUACUUUGUAUUUGUGCCUGUAUAUCUUAUUCCUGCUGAAGCUUUUCCUACGAAAAUCCGCGCAACAAUGUAUGGCGUUUCAUCUUCAUUUGGCAAAGCUGGUGGUAUUAUUGGGACUACUAUAUUUCCUACUUUGUGGGUGAAUUUUUCAGGCUCUGCCCAUUCUGAGACUUUACCGGCACUUCGAUUAACUAUGUGGUUCUAUGCUGGAUUGGAGUAUUUGGCUCUCCUUCUGGCCUUUUUCUUUGUUCCAGAGUAUUCCCAACAAUCUCUUAUUAGAGAAGAUCACCGUUUCGAUGAGUUAAGAAGGCGAUAUGCCGCAAAGUUCGCAGUACGAGUGGGUGUGACUGACCACGAAUUGCAAGAAGAAUCGCUCCAAAUAGGUUUCUUCCAAUUAAUUAAGUACAAAUUGAAGCUGUCACGAGAAGAAUUCCAAAGUUAUCUGAAGAAUUAUUCAGCCACACUAUGUCGUGAAGUUGGACUGAAGACUAGGGCAAGAAUUGAGUUGGUUUCAAAAUUGUCGACCGAUUACAAUGAUCUCACUCUUUUCUCCCGCUUUUUGAGAAUAAUCAGAUACGGAAAGGCUUACAAUGUACAGUAUGAGAAGAAUUCGGAGGACAUGGGAUAUUAUGAUCCAGUUGUGGAAGAGAGUGACACUGAACAAUUGAAGACCACCGAAUUUGAUGAAAUAUCGCAAAGUGGAGUGACCGGAACUUUGAUGGAUGAUGUCACGGCAAAGGGCCAUUCCUGAACUCUCGUUUGUUUUGAAUGACCUCUAUAAUGUUUUUUGUUGCAAGAAUAAAAUUCUGCUCUAUUUC
Molecule: messenger RNA, 2067 nt
Organism: Galdieria sulphuraria
Lineage: Eukaryota; Rhodophyta; Bangiophyceae; Galdieriales; Galdieriaceae
Product: MFS transporter, PHS family, inorganic phosphate transporter
Exons: 2
Coding region: 24-2000 (658 amino acids)
Biological process (GO): carboxylic acid transport; transmembrane transport
Cellular component (GO): plasma membrane
Molecular function (GO): carboxylic acid transmembrane transporter activity
Source: RefSeq, a predicted model, not a curated record